AUGUUGUCUGCGAAGAGGAGCAGCGACAGUGUUGCGAGGCAGUCGGGCACACUUGUGGAGGCGACUGACCCGCUCAAUUUGCAACCGUUUCGUCCGUCGCUGGUGUUAACGUUUCGCGGUCAUCGGAGUGGCGUUUUGGCUGCAGGGUUUCAGCCGUCUGCCUCGUCAUUGCUCGAACGACGUGGUGACACGAGUGAUGGGAUACCGACAUACGCCUUCUCUUCCGGUGCUGAUGGGCUUGUGUUCUUGUGGAGCGCGAAACCCACUGUUCGGGCUCUGCGGUUUACCGGGCACCGCGGCCCCGUCUACGACUGUGCAUGGAGCCCGCAUGCCCAUCUGAUUGCCAGCGCCGGCCACGACGGUUUUGUCCGUCUGUGGUUGCCAUCUCUUCGGCGGAGUGGCGGAUUGACGGCGCCAUUUACAAAUGACAAUAGCCCCGAGAAUUGCUGUCAUUGGCGAGCGCACGGGGGUCCGGUGAGGUCAAUUGCGAUCGCCCCGCACGAUGACCAUCUUUACACGGCGGGGGACGACAAGUCCGUGAAGUGCUGGGACCUUAACUACGCCUCCUCCGCGACGUGUGUCAAAGGCGGCGGGAACAAAUUUGUCUGCGGUUUCACAGGCGGGCACCAGAAUUGGGUACGAACUGUCGCCGUGUCGGGCGGUGGUGCUCAUGACAAUGGAGUCCUUCCAACUCAUAUUUCGCUUGUUGCAAGUGGAGGGGACGAUCGGACGGUGCAAGUUUGGGAUCCCCGCUCAAGACGACCGACACAUACCUUUUAUGAACACACUGGAUCCGUGCGGUCGGUUGAUUUUCACCCAGACGGCUGUUCGCUGGCAACAGGAUCGGCAGAUCACACUAUCAAUGUUUUUGACCUCCGUAGGAACCAACUGCUGCAGCAUUACGACGCGCAUGAUGGAGGAGUAAACGAGGUUUGUUUUGCGCCUACUGGAAGUUGGCUGCUUUCCGCAUCUGCGGAUGGCGCAGUAAAGAUGUGGGACCUGAAGGAGGGGUACCUGUACUGUACAUUAAAUGCACAUGAGGGGGCGGUAUCUACCGCCCGUUUUUCUGAUGAUGGAACAUGCUUUACCACUGCGGGACAGGAUGGGAUUGUCAUGGUCUGGCGUUCGGGUUUGCCGCGUGUGUCGCCGGCGUAUGCAAAUUAUCCGAAUAUUCACCUUUAUGCACCAGAGAGUGUGCGGGGAGGCCCACAGAUAUCGAAAAGGCCUGUAGAAACCACGCGGGUGGCGGCGUCCACCUCCAACCCCGCGGGAAUCAUUCCAGAAACAACGCCAAGAGAUGUGCCCGGGUUCAGUGGUCUUUGUUCUUUGAUGGAGUCAUCGGAGAACCGUGAACAUGUCAGUCCAUCCUCACUUCCGAAUCAGAGCAGCACACAAACGUUAUCGAAGCCACAAAGACAUAUGCCCUCCUCUAUCGUCCAUUCGCAAUUCUCCUCAUCCUCUUCUUCUCGGAAGCCACCACUCUUUCAGCCGUCUUCUCGUCCCGCCGCAACACCAGCAGCGGCGGCAGUGGCAUCCUCAUAUUCGGAGGAAAAUGUCCGCACGAGGAGCGAGAGAGAGGUGGAUAAUAGAAAUCAUCAUCAUCAUCAUCAACAGUGGACCACACAUGAUGAACAAGAGAGUGAGGUUAGAAAAUCAUUGGCAUUUACCCGCGAGGAGGGCGAGCGGCGAUAUCCUCUUUCAAAGCCGCCUCAACUUUCAGAUGACGAGGAAGAAGAUAACAAAGAGAGAAGGGGGAAGGGAAAGGCAGGAGAAAAAGGAAGCUACCAAAAAUCACAUGCCUCUGAAUUGCCUCCCAUGGAGUCUGUACGAGCCCGGGACUGCGGUGCAGCAGCGAGGUCGAGUGAGAUUGACGAUGAGAUGAGUGUUGUGGAGUAUGUUGGAAGGACAUGUGACGAGGAAUACGAGGAAUAUUGCACUAAUGGAUCAGCACCGUCCAACUGCCAUAUGGUCUCGUCCCCGUCACAUAGAAGACAAGUAGAACAACGCACAAACGAUCGUUUGACUCAUCUUGAGGAGACCUGUGCACGGCUAGCGGCAGAAGUUCAAUUAGCGCAUGAGCACAGCGUCGUCUUAACACAGGAGCUGCAGAAACAGUGGGAUGCACAGCAGCAGCAACAGAGGAAUCAGAUAGAACAAUUACGACAGAUGAUGGAAGGCUUUGUGGCGCAGCAAGGUGCGUUGCUGCAGGCACUUCGCAGGGAAUAA
Molecule: messenger RNA, 2226 nt
Organism: Trypanosoma cruzi
Lineage: Eukaryota; Euglenozoa; Kinetoplastea; Trypanosomatida; Trypanosomatidae
Exons: 1
Coding region: 1-2226 (741 amino acids)
Molecular function (GO): protein binding
Source: RefSeq, a predicted model, not a curated record